GUUGCGGUGGCCAAUGGACGCAUUCGGAACAUCGGCGGCUGCCCGGGUGACUCGGUUAUAUGUCACAGAAUAACAUUCGAGAAUGGGACAUGGAAUGAGGCGACGGCUGCAGCAGCCCCAGCCCCAGGCCCCGCAGCAGCAGCAGCAGCAGCAGCAGCAGCAGCAGCAGUCCCCGCCGUCCCCGCCUCCCGGAGAGGCUCUGCAGCAAUGAAGCCGACUGUCCCGAGGCACGGCGCUUAGCCGCGAGCGCGGCCGCCCCCGCGGACUCGGCCGCCGCUCCCCCUUCGCGCGUCCUGCGGCAGCGAGAGGCAUGGAGAAGGCCACCCCCGCGGGGCGCUGAUCCCCGCGCCGCGCCCGCGCGCACACGCCCCCCGGCACCGCCGCCGCCGCCGCGCGCGCCCAGCACCGCACGCCCCGCCGCGGCCCCGCCAUGACCGGCUCGGCGGCCGACACUCAGCGCUGCCCCCACCCCAAAGGCGCCAAAGGCACGCGGUCCCGGAGCAGCCACGCGCGGCCCGUGAGCCUCGCCACCAGCGGGGGCUCGGAGGAGGAGGACAAAGACGGCGGGGUGCUGUUUCACGUUAACAAGAGCGGCUUCCCCAUCGACAGCCACACCUGGGAGCGCAUGUGGAUGCACGUGGCCAAGGUGCACCCUAAGGGGGGAGAGAUGGUGGGCGCCAUCAGGAACGCCACCUUCUUGGCAAAGCCUUCAAUACCCCAGGUCCCAAACUACAGGCUGUCGAUGACAAUUCCAGACUGGCUCCAGGCGAUCCAGAAUUACAUGAAGACACUACAAUACAAUCAUACAGGGACCCAGUUCUUUGAAAUUAGGAAAAUGCGACCGCUGAGUGGGUUAAUGGAAACAGCAAAGGAAAUGACCCGAGAGUCCUUGCCUAUCAAAUGCCUUGAAGCUGUCAUCCUGGGCAUAUACUUAACCAACGGACAGCCUUCCAUCGAGCGGUUCCCCAUCAGCUUUAAAACCUACUUCUCAGGAAACUACUUUCACCACGUCGUGCUGGGGAUUUAUUGCAACGGCCACUACGGCUCGCUGGGCAUGAGCCGGAGGGCCGAGCUGAUGGACAAGCCGUUGACCUUUCGGACUCUGAGUGACCUCAUCUUUGACUUUGAAGACUCCUAUAAGAAAUACCUGCACUCAGUCAAGAAGGUCAAGAUCGGGCUGUACGUGCCCCACGAGCCUCACAGCUUCCAGCCCAUCGAGUGGAAGCAGCUGGUCCUCAACGUCUCCAAGAUGCUGAGGGCCGACAUAAGGAAGGAGCUGGAGAAAUUCGCCAGGGACAUGAGAAUGAAGAUUCUGAAACCUGCAAGUGCCCACUCUCCGACCCAGGUGAGAAGCCGGGGAAAAUCCCUGUCCCCCCGACGGAGGCAAGCAAGUCCCCCGAGAAGGCUUGGCAGGCGAGACAAGUCGCCUGCAAUGCCUGAGAAGAAGGUGGCCGAUCUCAGCACUCUGAAUGAAGUGGGCUAUCAAAUCCGAAUUUAGCCAAGCCAUACCGGCCAGCAGGAGGGUUUCUGUGGUGCUUCUCUCUGCACUUUAGCCAGCAUCUUCAGGAGGAACGGCAACUAUUUAUUAAGAACUUGUGAAUUUUAUUUUUAAGGAAUCACCUGGAAAUAGAAUCUGAGUGGGUGGUAACAAUUAGCUUUAAAAAUUUCACUAAGAGGCAACUGUGAAAAGGCUAAAGUAAUGAACCCCAUUGGGAUUGGACUGUCUCCCCUCACUCAAGAUCUUAAGGACAAUAUCCAUAAUUAUAGUUUUAUAUUUUUCCAUUUACCUACUUUCUCUUACUUGCUUUGAACAUAUGCCUCACCAACAGUAAAUGUUCAUGAAAUCCUUUUUCGAACUUUUGGUAUAGUAAGGUAACUCAAUCAGUAUUACUGUCUUUUUCAGCAAUAACAGAAGCAAAGAUGGGUGGGUUUUUUUUAAGCAGUUAAUAUUACCUCAGCAUUCUGACAUCAGAUAUGCAAACUUAAUGGUGUUUUGUUUUUUUUAUAUUCUAUUUGUAUUCUUUCCCCAGUAUUUCCCAUGGGGAUCUCCACAAGUUUGGAGUUUUUUCCUGGUGCACACAUGAGAUGUGAUUUAAGGUAUUAUAUGCAAGUGUUUUACUAAAAAGCACUGAAAUUCUUCUGGCAAUACAAGAAACCAUUUUCAGGA
Microcebus murinus (gray mouse lemur) is the source of this 2167-nucleotide messenger RNA. NCBI's taxonomy places the organism in Eukaryota, Metazoa, Chordata, Mammalia, Primates, Cheirogaleidae. The record is from RefSeq and is a predicted model, not a curated record.